This is a messenger RNA of Brugia malayi, 3054 nucleotides long. RefSeq lists its product as hypothetical. NCBI's taxonomy places the organism in Eukaryota, Metazoa, Nematoda, Chromadorea, Rhabditida, Onchocercidae. Gene Ontology annotation, molecular function: ubiquitin protein ligase activity. The transcript is spliced from 19 exons. Gene Ontology annotation, biological process: protein ubiquitination; ubiquitin-dependent protein catabolic process. The record is from RefSeq and is a predicted model, not a curated record. Bases 1 to 3054 code for a protein of 1017 amino acids.
AUGGCUCGCAGGCAGUUGUACGUUUUCGGAUGUGCAGGUGACGGACAAUUGGGUUUUCGUCCGGAUUCUGUUGAAAGCGAUUCUCAAAUGAUGAUUGUUCCGCGGUUGGUAUAUGGUGCACCAACUGGACAAAAUGGUGUUACUGUGAAAUCUAUCGCUAGUGGUGAAAGACAUACGCUAUUUUUGUCUGAUGAUGGAAAAGUAUGGUCUUGCGGUAGUAAUUAUAAUGGUGAACUUGGUCGAGGAGGUGUCAGAGAAGGCUCAUAUACUAUAUAUCCUGUACAUAUAUCAAGUACCGUUAGCAUCAUCCAAAUAUCGGCUGGUCGAAGUCACAGUAUGGCAGUAUCAGACGAUGGUCGGUUGUUCGCAUGGGGUAGUAAUAGUCAUGGGCAACUUGCAAUGUCUGGGGAUAUUCUUGCUUCUGAUACUCCCAAGCGUGUGCCAUCAUUGCCAGAAACAGUUCAGGUGGCUUGUGGAGCAUCUCAUACAGUAUCAUUAAAUGGCGGUGGCCGAGUUUUUAUUUGGGGCCAACAGUCCGAUGGACGGAUACGACAUUCUCCUGCUGAAGUUGAAAUAUUCAUUUCUAUACCUAUAGUUCAAAUUAGUGCUGGGAAUUUGUUUACAAUGGCUUUAACAGCAAGCGGAACAUUAUUUGCGUGGGGAAAGAAUGAAGAAGGGCAACUUGGAGAUUUUACAAACAAAGAUGUGGUUAAUCCUUGUGCAGUACCAAAUAUUAAUUCAGUUGUAGCUGUUGAAUGUGGGGAUAGUCAUUCCAUUGCACUCACUCAUGAAGGACGCGUAUUCUCAUGUGGUAGCGAUUCAUUUGGACAAUUAGGUUGCGGCCAGCCAAAUAGGUCACAGAACUGUAUGAGAGGCAUUACCGAAAUGCUUGGAAGUCACGUAACGAGAAUUGCCUGCGGAAGAUGUCACACAAUAGUUGUGGCAAAUGGAAAGAUGCAUACGUUUGGAUUGAAUAGCAACGGGCAGCUGGGUCAUGGAAACACACGAAAUCAAAUUACACCACGUGUGAUUGAUUCAGUUGAGAACGUGGCAUCGGUAUUUGCCGGUUGGGAUCAAAGUUUCUGCUUACAGAUUCAUACAAAACAUGCAUAUGAUGUGCUUUCUGGACCAAGUAGCUAUCUUCAAAAGCCGAAGUAUUUGUCAUUGCAGCGAAUUCGUGACUUGUUCGCAGUUGGUGAUAAAUUAACUAUUAUUGGAGAAUUGGAAUCUGUAUUUUCGUCUUUAUCUUCAAUAAAUGCCUCAUUUCUUUAUGAAAAUGAAAAAAAAUAUCGAUGUAGUGCGUCAAAUAGUUGUUUGGAUUUGGAUCAUGUGGUUCAAGCAUCCAGUAUUAUUUCGGAAAAUACAGACGCAGAUCAAUAUGCGGAGAUAAUGCUAACAAGUUUGGAUGCAGCAGGAAUGUGGGAACUAUCUUGGGAAAAAAUAAGCUGUCUGGAAUCUCUUCGAAUUUAUCUAAUUUUGCCUUCACUAUAUUUGUUUUCUUCACCUUCUCAUGCAUCUGUUAAAUCACUUCAUUUGCCAUUUGUUCGUUCAAUUCAACUCCUUCGCGAAGCAAAUCGGAAGGUGCUAGAGAAGUGGUGGUCGUUAUUUGAGCGACGACAUUUCAAUCGUUUAGUAUCGGCGUUGGUUAAGGCUUUAGAACAGCUUGUGGAACAUGAGCCGAAUAAUACUUCUAAUGUUAUUCCUUUUUGCUCGAUUUUAUCGCGAUUAAAUGCCAUCAACAAAUCCCAGAAGUUGAUUGCUUACGAUAAAUUUUACUUGAAUAAUUUACAGAAAAAAGUUGAUAUGGCCAACGAUCUUGCUGGAUGGGAAUUUAACGCUCAGCAUGAUGUUUUCUAUUGGUCAAAUUAUCCGUUCCUUUUAAAUGCGGACUUAAAAACAUAUCUGUUGCAAUUGGAGGCUCAUAUUCAAAUGCAGAUUUCCAUGUCAACUUCUGGAAUUAUGAUAUUGCCUUUCAAUAUUUCGCUUCAACCGCAUCCGUUCUUUGAGAUAUCUGUUCAUCGGGAUAAUAUUGUUGACGAUGCAAUGAUUGCAUUAUUGUCAUCAAAACAUAUGGAUCUCAAAAAACCGUUGAAAGUUUAUUUUAUCGGUGAAGAAGCUGAUGAUGCUGGUGGUGUAAAAAAAGAGUUCUUCAUGUUGCUUUUUCAAGAAUUACUUCAAGCAAAAUAUGGGAUGUUCACAGAGAAUGAAGAAUCACAUUUAAUUUGGUUCUCAGGAGUAGAAACAGAUCCAUUAAGCUUUAAACUUGUUGGAAUGCUAUGCGCUUUGGCUAUCUACAACAGUGUCCUCGUUGAUUUUCCAUUUCCUUUGGCUUUGUAUAAAAAAAUCUUGGAUGUUCCAUUAGAACUUGAAGAUUUAAGUGAAUUAAGUCCUGCAGAAGGAAGAUCGUUGAGGAGUCUUCUGGAUUAUGAAGAUGACGAUAUUGAAGAAGUUUUUUGUUUAACAUUCAUGAUUUCUGUAUCCUUAUUGGGUGAUAGUAAGGAUAUCGAGCUGAAAACAAAUGGUGCUGAAAUACCAGUAAAUCAAGCAAAUAAACUUGAAUUUGUCCAGCUUUAUAUAAAAAAACGCUUGGAAGAAGGUUGUUAUGGUGAAAUAGGUCGUCAAAUGCGUUCAUUUGCUGAAGGAUUCGGAAGCGUGAUGCAUUCAAAAAUCAUGAAUUUCUUUCAACCGCAAGAACUCAUGGAGAUGGUUGUUGGUAAUGAAAAUUAUGAUUGGAAUUUAUUUCGAAAAAAUGCAGAAUAUAAAGGAGUAUAUCACGCACGACACGAAGCAAUUCUUUGUUUUUGGGAAGUUUUCUUUGAAUUUAACAUUGUUGAAAGGAAGAAAUUUUUGCAAUUUUUAAUGGGAACCACAAGGAUACCGAUUCAGGGUAUGUCAGCAGUACAGAUACGGAUACAGCCAUGUGAUGAGAAAGCACUACCAGUAGCGCAUACAUGUUUCAAUUUGCUUGAUUUGCCGAAUAUCACCGAUCGACAAGAGAUGCGACGUAGAUUGCUUAUAUGUUUAGAUCAGUGUCAUGGUUUUAAUCUGGUAUAA